Molecule: messenger RNA, 2941 nt
Organism: Dothidotthia symphoricarpi CBS 119687
Lineage: Eukaryota; Fungi; Ascomycota; Dothideomycetes; Pleosporales; Dothidotthiaceae
Exons: 2
Coding region: 397-2457 (686 amino acids)
Source: RefSeq, a predicted model, not a curated record
CGCCCAAGUCCCUUUUCUCUCUUCACCUCACCUCGUGGGCAGUCGUUCGUUUCUAAUCCGCCUCCACCACGCCCGCAGUCUUCACCUUACCCCAGUCAUUCUUUUGGGCCUGGAGAGCGUUUGUUAUUGUAUCUGACACACUUGGCUCCGCUGUCGCUAUUGCUUCUUUCACCGCCGCCAACGCCGUACACGUGCAUAUAGUUUCAGUCCUGACACUACCCCAAACCGCCACAUAACGACCUCACGUUGCUAUUAAUCAUAUUCGUGCAAUCGCCAUCUUGAUCAGCUGCACGCGCCUACAUCGCCGUCGACCACCACCGCCAGGAUCGCUAUUGUUUUGGAAGCUUGAGCAGCCGCGUUGGAUACGUGAACGGGCGCGAGAUAGAUCAUAGCACCAUGCAACACCACCACCACAACCACAUGCAUCACCAUGCAAGGAGGCAUGCGCACGCCGACGUGCCCAGCACAGGCAGCCGCACCCUCAUGGAGAAUGCAACACGCGCGCUCGCAGCCCGAGCCGCCUCGACUUGCACAAACGACAGCGACGCUGGCUGCACGAAGCCCACACAGACACCCACACUGGCAAUUGUGCUUGCCAUAGCAGUACCCGUGUGUGGAAUGGCAGUCGUCAUGUUCUUCCUCCAUCGCAGACACCAGAAGAAGCAGCGGGAAGAAGAUAUCAAGGACAAGUACAAGUCACUCGAUUUCGGCGUCGAGCCCAAGGCAGGAGGCAUUGUGGGGGCAAAGAAAGGCCCUGAAAUGUCCAUCAAGGACAUCGAGAAGGAGCUCCAGCAAGCGCACGGGCGCGGCAUAUCGCUGGAGCACGGAAGCCCAUAUAUCCUGCCUGUUGGCCUGCACGGCUCGCAAGAGUCGUUGCAUUCGCUCUCUCGAUCGACCCACGACCCGCACGACCCCUACAACCCUGUCACCUUCAUGAACGACGGCCAGAGCAUGCGCAGUGGCAAUCGGGCAUACGGACGCGAUAAUGGCUCCUUGUACACGACAUCGAGCACAGGAACCGACGGUCUUGGCCUGCUGAAGAACGCGCAGAGGAUGUCCCAUUCUCCAGCCAUGCGUGGCCAAUCUCUGUCUCCCGACGGCACACGCUCCCCCGAAUUGCAGUUCCCUGACCCAACGGCUGUUGCCCUGAGCCCGUUGAACCCGCGCUUCGAGGAACGAACUUCGCCUUCAUCCGGACUGCCUGUUACAUCGCUGGACACCAGGAACCCUGUCCCGACCAUCACCUUCCCCGAGGUUACAGCCACUGACAAACAAGUAUCCAAGUCGCCCGUCCAGACAACGAACCCAUAUUUCCCUCCGGCGCGCAUUCAGUCACAGCAGGCUAUCCUUCAUGAGAACGGCAAUACCACGAGCAUCAUCAGCACCUCUAGCUAUGGCGACGCCUUCCAGGUCACUCCACCGUCCCCUCGUCAAAGCACUAGCAAGAUCACGGAAGAGAAGGGUCCUCUAUCGCCUGCACCUCUACGCCCCCAGCACAGUGGCCCACAGAGCAAUGGCCUUGCGGUUGACGAAUCUGCUGGAAACACCAACCGUCUAUCCAUGAGCCUGCGCCCUAUGCCCCCACCGUCUGAUGAUCCCGAGGAGAACCCCGAGCAGCGUGCAAACCGUAUCCGAUCCUUCUACAAGGAGUACUUCGAUGACUCUAAGCCCGAACCCGCUGGAGGUCACGUUUACACGGAUUACGUCGAGGACUAUGGCUCAGAGUACCUCGACGGUACCGUAUUCGACCCUCAAUCCAAGGCUUUCGUCGUCUCUCGACCAAAUGCUCCGUUUGCUGAGCCCGUUACCCGCCGUGCCAUGACACCUCCCCCACGCGCACCCCCUCGUUUCCGAAGCAACACUGGCACCCUCACCCCGAAUGGGCCGGGAAGCCCAAUGUCCUCGCCGCGCAACUUCCCACCGCGAAACAUGUCGUCGAUGAGCGGACAGAUGGCAGCACCAACACCAAGAAAACCCAUGCCACCUCCUGCCGCUCUGUCUUCGUUGCCUACGCCUGCCAAAUUGACUGAGAACUCGAUGGUCUUCAAUGCGAACGACUUCGCGCCACCUGUCUCCUACAGGGACAGGCAGAACGGUAUGAGGCCUGACAGCCCCUUGGGCGCCCCCAGGCCUUUCAGCCCUGCAGUAAGACCGCACACGCCUUUGGUGGGCUCUUACGAUGACCUGCCUGUCAUGCCAAGCCCACAUUUGCUUCGCCAGUCGAGCACUUUCACUGCUCUCGAUUUCGCACCCCCGCCACGCUUCCAGAACGAGGGCUCCAGAGACUCUGAUGCUGGUUCCAUCCGUUCCAACCGUUCUGGCAUGUCAGCAACUGGCCGAUUCGCCGUUCGCAGUGGAGCAAAUCGUGUGAGCAGGAUACCAAAGGAGAUGGUCACUACUAGGGAGGAUCUCGCGAGCCAGCUCCGACCUCAGAUGAGCUUGGUCAGUAAGGCAUAAACCUUGGUGGGGUCUGCUUGCUAGCUACACCAUUCUCAUGCGCAUUUGACUGCAAUAUCAACAUUUCCUUCUUGGCUCACUGGUUGAGCUGCUCUCCUCUCCAUAGCCAAAAGGUCGCAUCGAAUGCCUCUUUCCUUUCACCGCGGACAUGACGACUCUCUUCAAGCAGCAUAGCAUAGAUAGCGUGCGUUUACUUAUUCUUCAACUUUUUUCUACAUUGCUCGCUGCCCCUUGCGAUACCUUGUAUAGACACUCUCUUGCUCUCUUUCCCUUUCUGAUUGCGGUAAAACGUUUCACACGUGGCACGCAGAUGCUUCUCUCUUGGCUCGUAUAGCGGUUAGCGGGAAGGCAUGGCGUUAAUUGUGUAAUUUUUAUUUUGUGAAGGUAGUCAUUUGAGGAAGAACAGAGAAACCAAGAGUGAGAAGCGUGGAUGUUGUGGAUGUUUGUACAUAUAGACGAAAAUAUGAAAGGAAUUCUCAGUUAC